Thyridium curvatum is the source of this 2967-nucleotide messenger RNA. RefSeq lists its product as uncharacterized. Gene Ontology annotation, molecular function: ATP binding; protein kinase activity. Lineage: Eukaryota; Fungi; Ascomycota; Sordariomycetes; Thyridiales; Thyridiaceae. The transcript is spliced from 5 exons. Bases 1 to 2967 code for a protein of 988 amino acids. The record is from RefSeq and is a predicted model, not a curated record. Gene Ontology annotation, biological process: protein phosphorylation.
AUGGAGAAGCUGAACAUCUUCUCCAGGAACGGCUCCCGCGAUGAGCCCCAGCGUAGAAACACGCUUCCAGACGAGACCAAUGCGCAACCUGGCCACGACUUCCUUACCUUUGUCCGAGCUGCUCGAGAACGUUUCACCGGUCUAGAUGGUCGUAACGAAGCGGCCAACUUUAUCCCACGAAGCGAGCUCGAGGCCUACUGGAAGAAUGGCAUUAUACGCGAGGUGUGCAAGGCUUACCGGCCGCCCCUGACGACGGCCCGAGAUACAAUCAAGACGCUCUACCUCAAGAUCUUCAGCAUUCUCAUUUACAUCGGCAAGGGUCAUUACCUCACCGUCUUCACGGUCAACAACAUUACAGAUGCCCACCUGCCCUUCAGCGGGACGCCAGAUGCGCUUAGGGCUCCUAUGUAUGACGAGCUGAUGGACAGGAUCAAAGAGCAUCAGUGGGUGUUCUGCCCACUGGUUCUAAACUACGCAGGUCUGUCAGAUUUGCAGCUGGAACCGUCACAUAUCCUGCCAUUUCAUGGAAAGGAGGAGCUAGCAAGGGGUGACUAUUCAAAGAUCUUCAAAGUCAAAGUCUAUACUGCUUGUGACGAGCUGAGUGAAGCAUAUUCAAACUCAGGGACUUCACGUCCUCGCAGGAAUAGCCACGAGGGUGACGGUGACCGAACCUACGUAAUCAAGAGCUAUGCGACGGCAGCAGACGAGCAGACACGCAAACUGGCGCGCUGCGAGGUGAGAGCCCUGACAGCGCUGAGGGACAGCAAGAACAGACACAUCAUCGGGUAUUACGGUUCCUUCACCCAAGCCGGACACCAUCACCUCAUCCUACAAUUCGCAGACGGCGGAGAUAUGUCGCAGUUCUUUCGGACACAGCCCCGGCCAAAGACGCCAUCCGAUAUCCAGCGGUUCUGGAAAAGCCUUUUCAAUAUCUUUCAGGGCUUGCACUGUGUGCACCAUCAACUCAUGAUCGACCAGGACCACAGGGUCGAGUUCCAGGGAAUACACCAGGACCUCAAGCCAGACAACAUUCUUCUAAGUAGAGCUAUCAACGCAUCAAGUCCUUUUGACUUCACCCCGAUGCUGGCCGACUUUGGCCAUAGCGACCUGCGGCCCAUCAACCCAGACCAAGACGACGGAUACAAUAUCGACCGGCACGGCAACCAAGUUUACAGCCCGCCAGAGAGCAGCCAUCACGCAGGAUAUACCCGCGGAGUUCCGAACCACAUCACGCCAGCCGCUGAUAUCUGGUCUGCCGGCUGCCUUCUCAGUGAUGCGGCCAACUGGCUUGUCUUUGGACAAGACGGUUUCGAUGAGUACGAAGAGGAGCGCUCCAGGGAGACGGCCACCAUUGAGCGGUUUGAGGGCAACCACAGCAAUUGCUUCCACGACACCAUCGGGAUAUUGAACACCGUGAAGCUACGGCACGACCGGGUCCGCAAGGAGGGGUCGCCGGAGGAUCUCAUCACACCCAAGGUGCUAGAUCUUGUCGAGAAACACAUGCUGCUGGACAACUACAAGGAGAGAUAUGACGCCCACCAGCUCUAUCAACACUGCAUGGCUAUUCUGCCCCAGGAGCCAUCCAGCAUCGGCGGUCCCGAGUCGCGCCCGCAGCCGACAUCUCCUGGUGCCCAGCUGAGCAGCAAGGUCCAGGGCAUGCUCAAUGCGGCCCAGCCCCAGCUGGCGGAAGCAGCCGUCAGGAUUUCGACUGUGACGAAUGUCUUUCGUGGGCGGGGGAGGAUCUCGAGGCACCUGAGCCUCGGAGCUGGCGCAGCUUCAGAGGAAGGGAGCGCUGAAGCCGGCCAGUCCCCGCCGCCCGAGCUCCCGCGCCGACCCGAGACCCUACACGCCGUGCACGGGUUCGUGUCCGACCCGGUCGUUCUGCCCGGCCGGCAUGCCGGUCUCUCCUCGCCCAUCUCCGAAACAAGCGCCACCCCCCUGAGCACCGAUUACCUCUCGCCGCAGGGCCUGAGCCCAAGCCCUUCGCGCAACAGUUUCGUGGCAGAUGACGACGAAAGUAUCGGCCCCCCGCCCGGCGACGGACCCGAGGACCAUCUCACGAUAGAAGAGGGUCUGCGCUGGCACUGGCAGUGGAAGAACUACAUGCCGUUCGACCACCGGGUCCACGAAAUCGUGCGUCUACUACGGCAUCACUUGCAAGGUCGCGAACACUUCUUCUUCAUCGAUGAUUCGAAGUCAAUGCGGGAGCACCACCAGACCAUCGUAGACACCUUCAAGCUGUUAGCUUACAUCGCUAAGCCUCUUGAGAGUAGCGGUAAGGGCAAGGCAGGUAAAGCACGCGAGAGAGGACGACCGGUGUCCCUGGCGUUUGCCUCACACGUCAGCAGUGGGCAGGUUCACGUCAGCUCAGACACGACCGAGCUCGUGACCCGGGUCGAGCAGUGCGAGUAUAGGCAAAUAGCGCGGCUGAUGGAAGACAAGCUCUCGUGGGUGGUGGAGAACGUGCUGAUCGGCAAAUUACCAGAGCCCAAGCGGGAAGGGUUGCCGCCGGCGAAGCCACGUUCGAGCUUCUUUGGCAAGGCGGCCCCUCUGGCACCUGACAGCAAGAUUAGCUUGGUUAUCUUUACAGACGGGCGCUGGGGUGACGAUGCAAAUGGGGCGAUGGGUGUGCAGAACCCGAUCAACAAGCUCAUUGCGCGGAUCGUCGAGCUCGGCCUGCCACGGACGUACGUCAUGAUACAGUUUGUGCAGUUCGGCGAUGACGAGGCCGGGACACGGCACUUGCGCUUCCUGGUAGAGAACGGCGAGAGACAGGGCCUAGAUAUCGUCGAUACCCAGCCAGCCUCUGGCAACGUGCCCUCGAUGCUCAUCGGGAGCAUAAGUCGUGGGUCGAAGGAUGAGUCUCAACGGUCCAACUUGUCUGCGGCCUCAGACUUGGCAUCGCAGUCCAACCAUGCUUCGCAAUCCGAUACUUAUUCGCACUUGGAGACUGGCAAAGACGAAUGA